Molecule: messenger RNA, 504 nt
Organism: Auxenochlorella protothecoides
Lineage: Eukaryota; Viridiplantae; Chlorophyta; Trebouxiophyceae; Chlorellales; Chlorellaceae
Product: Ubiquitin-fold modifier-conjugating enzyme 1
Exons: 4
Coding region: 1-504 (167 amino acids)
Biological process (GO): protein K69-linked ufmylation
Cellular component (GO): cytoplasm
Molecular function (GO): UFM1 conjugating enzyme activity
Source: RefSeq, a predicted model, not a curated record
AUGGCAGAGUCUUGGGAUCCAUCCACUCGGGCAACUGUGCAGAAGAUCCCCCUGCUCACAGUCAAAGCCGGGCCACGCGAUAAGGAUGCAUGGCAAGCCCGACUCAAGGAGGAGAUUCAAGCCCUCAUCAAGUACAUCGAGAUCAACAAACGAGGUGACCUGGACUGGUUCACCAUCAAGCCCACGAACAAGGAGGGCACCCACUGGCAGGGAAAGUGCUGGUACAUCCACGAGCUGGUCAAGUAUGAGUUCAACUUCCAGUUUGACAUCCCAGCCACCUAUCCGACGACCGCGCCUGAGAUAGAGCUCCCAGAACUUGACGGCAAAACAGCAAAGAUGUACCGAGGGGGGAAGAUCUGCCUCACCAUCCACUUCAAGCCCUUAUGGGCCAAGAACAGUCCUCAUUUCGGCGUUGCACAUGCUCUGUGCCUGGGUCUGGCGCCUUGGCUUGCGGCCGAGGUACCAUACCUGGUGGAAAGUGGAGUCGUCAAAGCAAACAACUGA